UACCCAACCACCCUUCUUUUAAGCUUCUUCUUCUCCAUGCAUUGUUCAUAUAUAGGAAUUAGAGGAUACACUCCAUAAAUUUUCCUUCUUAAAACAACUUCUCUUAGAUUUUCUUUCUUUUUUUGUUCCCCUCAUAGAUUUAGAAGCUUGACAGAUCAAGAUGGGUCGUGUUAAGCUGGAGAUAAAGAGAAUAGAAAACACCACCAAUCGACAAGUUACAUUUUCGAAGCGUAGAAAUGGACUCAUUAAGAAAGCCUAUGAGCUUUCCAUCCUUUGUGACAUUGACAUUGCUCUUAUCAUGUUCUCUCCCUCCGGUCGUCUCAGCCAUUUUUCCGGCAAGCGAAGGAUUGAGGAUGUAUUCACCCGCUACAUUAAUCUUCCUGACCAAGAAAGAGAGCAUGCUAUAAUUUUCCCCGAUCACAACAAACAUCCUGAUCUUCAAAACAAAGAGUACUUGCUUAGGACUCUUCAGCAACUAAGAAGUGAAAAUGAUAUUGCUCUACAACUUGCCAAUCCCACGGCUGUUAGCUCUGAAAUUGAGGAACUUCAACAGGAAAUUGGAGGACUACAGCAACAACUUCAAAUGGCCGAGGAGCAGAUAAGGAUAUAUGAGCCUGACCCAUUAAAAAUCACAUCUAUGGCGGAGUUUGAAUCCUGCGAAAAAAGCCUUAUGGACACAUUGACGCGUGUUAUGCAGAGAAAGGAAUAUUUGCUGAGUAAUCAUCUUUCUUCCUAUGAUUCAUCUGGAAUGCCCCAAGUGUUGCCAGGCUCCUUCGAGAAUGAGGUUGCAGGUUGGUUAUCUAGCGGCGGCCACAACCAAGCCCAAAUUUACGAUGCAUCUGCUCCCUUGGAUCAUCAACUUAGGAACUUGUCUUCGACACUGUAUGAUCCGUUUUCACAAGGAACAAGUUCAAAUGCAGAUCCAAGUAGCAUGGGAGAGUGUCAUGUGAGUGUCACAAAUGCCAGUGAUGGAGAGCUUCCAACAUGGCCUCAGGCUUACAGUAAUUCCUCUGGGCACCCCUCCACCCUCAUGCCCUCAGGCUUGUUGCCACAAUUUCAGCAUACAAUGGUGGGCUCGAACAUGCCAGAAAUAAUGCCACACGAGCAGGUGGAGAUCCCAGUGGGCAGCCCCAAUGUUCAAGCUUACAAUGAAGGUGCAGAGUAUCAUGAAAACAAAGUCCCUCAGCUUAAUGGACAUUAAUGUGUGAUGCCACAGCAUAUAUAUAUAUAAAACCUUAGCUUGCUGUUAUAAUUUGUAGCAAUACAUGUAAGUAGGAGAAUCAAGCAGCUCAUGAGGUGCCACUGAAACUCUUGUUAAAACAACUGACAAAUUUUUGCGUUUUAUUAUUAUUAUUAUUUUUCUUUCUGUUUUGGU
Prunus dulcis (almond) is the source of this 1375-nucleotide messenger RNA. RefSeq names its product agamous-like MADS-box protein AGL104. Gene Ontology annotation, molecular function: DNA-binding transcription factor activity, RNA polymerase II-specific; RNA polymerase II cis-regulatory region sequence-specific DNA binding; protein dimerization activity. NCBI's taxonomy places the organism in Eukaryota, Viridiplantae, Streptophyta, Magnoliopsida, Rosales, Rosaceae. Gene Ontology annotation, biological process: positive regulation of transcription by RNA polymerase II. The transcript has 13 exons. The coding region runs from base 161 to 1201 and encodes 346 amino acids. The record is from RefSeq and is a predicted model, not a curated record.